Messenger RNA from Closterium sp. NIES-65, 1044 nucleotides. The record is from the annotation of a GenBank genome assembly. NCBI's taxonomy places the organism in Eukaryota, Viridiplantae, Streptophyta, Zygnematophyceae, Desmidiales, Closteriaceae.
AUGGCUACCCCCAGUGUCCUCGCUUUUGACGCUGAGGGUCGGGCCAUUGACUUUGAGGUCUGGGUAGAUGACCUCCAGCUGUCCUUACACUGCGAUAGGGCAGACGGCCUCUCUCUCUUUGACCUUACCUCUGGCGCUUCCCUUGCCCCUGCUGCUGAUGCUGACCCUACUGUUCGCUCCCAGUGGGCUACGCGCGAUGCUGCUGCACGUCUUGCUGUGCGUCGCCACCUCCCUAUCUCUGAGCAUGCGCACUUUAGUCAGUACAAGAGUGCACAGACCUUGUACGACGCUGUAGUUGCGCGCUACUCCUCCCCUGCCACUGCUGCACUGAGCCGCCUCAUGCUACCCUUCCUCUUCCCUGGCCUUGCCGCCUUUCCCACAGUCGCUGAUCUCAUUACGCAUCUCCGCACUAGUGACACCCGCUACCGCGCUGCGCUUCCUGCUGACUUCUGCGCCAAGAACCCCCCCCCCAUGUACAUCACUCUCUACUUUCUAGUCACCCGCCUCCCCGACUCCCUUCGUGUAGUCCGGGACCACUUCCUCGCGGUCUGUCCCACCACUCUCACAGUCGACAGCCUAGAGAAGGCCCUCCUAGCGGCGGAGAAGAGCAUCGUCGCUGUAGGAGCCUCUCGAGGUGACCCCCGCGCCCCCAUCUUUGAGGGGUGUUCUCCUUCCCCUCUCUUGCCCUCUGUCGCCUCUGCCGCUGCGGCCGACCUCAUUGGUCUUGAGUCGGUCGGUGCGCCGUCUGCCCCUAGCGGAGACGCCGCCCUGGCAAGGGCAAGGGGGGCAAAGGAGCGGGUGGGGCCAGCGGUGGCGAUGGAGGUGGAGGUGGAGGCGGCGGAGGGAGUGGGGGUGGCGGUGGAGGUGGUGGCGGGGGUGGGGGUGCUAGUGGCGGCAGUGGAGGCGGGGGUGGCGGCGGCGGUGGCGGUGGGAGCGGAGGUGGUGGAGGCGGCGGCGGUGGAGGCGGAGGCCGGGGUGGAGGCGGAGGCGGGGGUGGCGGUGGCGGAGGUGGUCGGAGUGGCGCACACUCACGCCGCUUGGUAG